Messenger RNA from Serpula lacrymans var. lacrymans S7.9, 5852 nucleotides. RefSeq names its product ras GTPase-activating protein. Lineage: Eukaryota; Fungi; Basidiomycota; Agaricomycetes; Boletales; Serpulaceae. The transcript has 16 exons. Bases 1 to 5577 code for a protein of 1858 amino acids. Gene Ontology annotation, cellular component: mitotic actomyosin contractile ring; cytoplasm. Gene Ontology annotation, biological process: regulation of GTPase activity; mitotic actomyosin contractile ring assembly actin filament organization; regulation of actin cytoskeleton organization. The record is from RefSeq and is a predicted model, not a curated record. Gene Ontology annotation, molecular function: actin filament binding; GTPase activator activity; calmodulin binding.
AUGGAUCGCUCAAACUCAAUAUCAUCUCUCGCUUCGAGCGGAUCUACCAAAUCAAGAGAUUCAGCGAGUCCUUUUGCAUAUCAAACACGCCUGCUUGAGCGCACUUCUUCUCGGGGAGGGGGGGCUACUCUUUCUCGCAAUUCGUCCUUGUCAAGUAACCCGAAUCUAAGUCCUACACCUGCCACUCCCGUGGCUGCAAGGCGAUGGGCACCGUCACAUCGGGUAGGAAGCAGUUUAGAUGCUGUCCGUGGAAAAUGGGAGGAACGUGCGAAGGCAGAAACAGUAUUGGACGGACGUACGACUCCCAGCCCCUUGAAGGAUUACAGGUCAAGAAGGGACUCAACUUCGUCUGCAGCCUCUGUACUGUCUCCACAGAUCACUUCUACAUCGACACUUUCAGACCAUGUAUCGCUCUCUUCUCUUUCUUCUCGUUCGGAUGACUCAAGUCCCCAUAGAACUCCUACUUAUCUGAAACGUCAUACACUCCCUACCCAUAUCGUCGCAACACCAUUGUCCCCAAAUACCACAGGAAUCUCCGUGGAGAAUCCGGACUCUCCCACUUCAUUAUCUUUUGCAACCCCUACUCCCCACCGUAUACGUCUUCCUUCAUCAACUCCUUUACAGUCAUCUUCGAUAUCAGCUGUAAAGGAACUUAGCGGAUAUACUGUGUCUGCUGCUUCUACAAAUUCAGCCCAGACGUCUCCAUCUCUUCGUACUCGGCGAUCUAAUACCAUCGAUAAUGUAGCUUCAAAUUAUUCUGGAUGGACUGGACCGCCCAAAGCACCCGAGUCUUCUUCUGCAGCAUCCACUGACUCAGUCAAUCAAUCUCGAUCGCCAUUUACAUCGAAUUCAGCUGCUGUUCCAUCUCGUAGGCGGCCAAUUUCUGUCUACGGUGGCGAAUUUCCUGUCUCGUCCACUCGAGGAAGAAUAAAUCCGCGGUCAGCGUCUGAUGUGGACCUUUCAAAAGAUACCUCGAGGUCUCCAGAAAGACCUCCUAGCAGCCGCCCUUAUUCCCCUGCAUCCCCAUCCCCCGCAUCAUCUGUGAUGUCGCCGGCUCCCUACCGAAGCUCCUACAUGUCUAACAAGAAGUCAUCUACGUACGGCCAAAUUGCUGGCCGUAAAUUAGGCCGACACCUUCCCCGCAUAGCUAGUGGCGAUGCUGACGAUGAUUGGAAUGGAGAUACCCAAGUGGACGAUAAACUCCAACCUCCAGAGCCAUUGCAUAGGAGGAGCCGAAUUGUAGAAGAGCCUGAAUUGCCUCCCGUAGCAGCACAAGAACUUAUUGUUCCUGGUGUAACAAAUGCAGACGAUGUGACUGGAGUACCUGGCCGUUUACGACUAUCGCGCAAUAAGGCGCCUAGCACACCCACUUCGCCUUUGCCCUCUGCUCGAUUAACAAGAGGCCUGUGGGCUGAUACGCAACGACAUCUGCUACAAGCUUAUGAAUACCUUUGUCAUGUUGGCGAGGCUCAACAAUGGAUCGAAGGCUGUCUUGGUGAAGAGCUUGGUUUUGGAGUUGUAGAGAUGGAAGAAGGGCUGAGGAACGGGGUUGUGCUUGCAAAGUUAGUGCGAGCUUUUCAGGGUGAACGAGUAGUGAAACGAAUCUAUGACGCUCCCAAGCUGGAUUUUCGUCAUUCAGAUAACAUCAACUAUUUUUUCAACUUUGUGAGAGGGGUUGGGCUCCCAGAGUGUUUCAUCUUCGAGUUAACCGAUUUAUAUGAAAAGAAAAAUUUACCGAAGGCUAUAUAUUGUAUACAUGCUUUGAGUCAUCUUCUUGCUAGGCGUGGUCUAGCUGAACGCAUUGGCAAUCUAUUGGGGCGUCUCCAGUUCUCAGACGACCAGCUUCAAAAGACUCAGAAAGGACUGAACGAUGCUGGAGUCGCAAUGCCGAAUUUUGGCAAUGUUGGCAGGGAACUUGCCCGUGAAAUUAACGAAGAACCAGAAGUUGAAGUUGAAACUGAAGAAGAUCGCCGUGAUCGUUUGUUAUUGGAGAAUGAAGCCUCUAUACUUGCAGUUCAAUGUUUUGCACGUGGUUUCUUAGUACGAAAGGCUCAAGCUACGCAGCGUGUCAGGAUACGCCUAGCCGAACGCUACGUUCCAAAGAUUCAAACACAUUGCAGAGGGGUGCUAGCACGGAGAAAGAUUAACCAACAGCGUCAAGAAAAGAGCGAUUUAAAACCCUGGGUCAUUGCUCUACAGGCUGCUUCUAGGGCCGCUAUUGCACAAAGGCAGUGGCUUUCAUACGUUCGAAGGGUUAAAGCAUCUGGAAAGUACGUGGUAAAGGUUCAAGCUCAGAUUCGUGGCCUUCUAUUACGUCGGCGGUAUGCACAAUUGAAAGCUGCCAUGAGGAGCAGUAGUGUAUCGGUCGUCAAGCUUCAAUCGUUAGCCCGAGCACGAAUUUCUAGGAAAACCCACCAGCAGGUUGCGAAAACGUUUGCCAAGCCUGAAAUUGUUUUCUCUGUCGUGGCUUUGCAGGCGUCUGCUCGAGGAUAUUUGAAAAGAGCCGCACUUGCUAAGCAGUCAGGUCUUCUUCAACGAUCUGUACCUUCAAUUUCGGGCUUACAGGCUCAUUGUCGAGGAGUACUCAUGCGCAGACGUAUGCGUACCCAGUUCGCCAAGCUGGAGGAUGUGUCAUACAUCGUAAUACGUAUGCAAGCUGCUGUUCGCACAUAUCUUGCAAGGAAGCGUUUACUCUCACUCAUUCGUGGACUUCGCAAAGCGACACCCAUGCUUGUUGGGCUUCAAGCUAGGGCCCGAGCUAGUCUGGCGCGACAACAGCACAGAAAUGUUAACAAGAAACUGUCCGAAGUGAAAGUCGUUGCUGCUGUGGGUGGAUUCCAAGCAUUGGCCCGUGCGGCGGUGACUCGCAAUCGCCAUCGUGAACAACAUAAGCGCUUAGAGUUCGUCGAGCCCGAUGUUUUAGGUCUACAAGCACAAGCUCGUGGAUAUCUUGUUCGCACAGAAUAUUUUGCAUGGAGAGACCAUUUGUGGAAUAGUCAGCCUGUUGCUACCAUGCUACAAGCCUUGUUGCGAGGAGUACUACAGAGGAGGAGUUUCCGUGCUAAGAUGAAGUACUACCGAGAUAAUCUUCACAAAGUCGUCAAAAUUCAGUCCCUCUUCCGCGCUAAGGAGACUCGCGAGCAGUAUAGGCAGCUAACAUUAGGGACGAAUGUUACUGUUGGUACCAUCAAGAAUUUUGUGCAUCUCUUAGAUGAUUCUGAGACUGAUUUCCGGGAAGAAAUCAAAGUGGAGAGGCUCCGGAAAAAAGUUGUGGAGAACAUUAGAGAGAAUCAAGCCUUGGAAAACGAUGUUAGCGAUCUGGACGUUAAGAUCGCACUGGUCGUCCAAAACGUGAAGAGUUUCGAGGAACUCAUCAAGGCCAGGCGCAGAUAUGGCGCGGACAGUGCAGCUGCACAUGCAACACGAGCAUCUAUCCUGGCUGCUCAUGGUGACCCAUUCGCUGGCCCAAACACCCUUGAUCACGCAGCCAAACGUAAGCUGGAACUGUACCAGCAGCUCUUCUACCUGUUGCAGACACGAGGGGAGUACUUAAGUCGCCUUUUUACUCGGAUGUCGAAGGAGGACACUUCCGAGAAGAACAGACGGCUGAGUGAGCGUGUUGUCUUGACCUUAUUCGGCUAUGGCCAGGAUCGCCGAGAGGACUAUCUUUUCCUAAAGCUCUUCCAAUUAUCUAUCCACGAAGAGAUCUUUAGCGCGUCAUCUAUCGAAGAAGUAGUCCGCGGUCAUCCAACCUACGUGAACCUAGCAGUUCAUUAUGUCCGUCCCAAACAAGUUGCCUAUGUUCGAGAAACACUUCAGUCUAUUAUCCGUGAAUUGACUGAAGCUGUUGACCUUGAUCUGGAAGCCGAUCCUUCUAUUAUCCACCGUGCCAGAAUAGACGUCGAGGAGAUGCGAUCAGGUAUUGCCACUGCCAAAGUAAAAGAUGUUCCCUUCUAUGAGGCUUUGAACGAACCCGACACCAGAGCCGAAUACAUACGCCACCUUCAGAAGCUUCAAUGGUGGACCGAGGCCUUCGUGACAUCUAUCCUACAAUCGACGAAGAGGAUGCCAUAUGGCAUGCGAUUUAUGGCAAGAGAGACUCUGCUUUCCUUACGAGAAAAGUUUCCUGAUGCACCCGAAGAGGCUUAUGCUACUUGCAUUGCGAGAUUGGUAUACUACCGCUAUCUCAACCCUGCCAUCAUCACACCAGAAACAUUCGAAAUAGUACCCACCACGGUUGAUGUAGCUUCUCGCAAAAAUCUGGCUCAAAUAUCUAAGGUGUUGGCCCAAAUCACCACAGGUCACGAGUUUGGGGACGAUCACCCAAGCUAUGUCCCUAUCAACGACUACAUUCGUAAAUCUGUCAAGCAGAUGACGGCCUGGAUGCUUCAAGUUGCUGAUGUGCCCGACGCUGAGAGCUACUAUCACGCUCAUGAAUUCCUUGAUGCAACAGUCCAGCCCAAGCCGAUCUAUAUCUCUCCUAAUGAGGUCUACUCUAUGCAUGCUAUUCUUUCUCGAUAUCAGGAGGACUUGGCAAGCUCUCGCGAGGACACGCUGCGGGUAAUUCUUCACGAGCUGGAUGGCGUCCCGAACCUCGAUAACGACGAGCUCAAAGAUGCAAGAGACAGAGCUGUGACUCUUGAGCUGACUAAUAGAUUUGCGCACGUACGAGAUCCUCACGCAGAUGAAAAGGCUCUGUGGGUGCAGGGCAAGCGUGGGGUCUUGGCUAUCCUUCGAGUUCAACCUGCACAAGAUCUUGUUGACUCCUUGAUGCGUCCUGUUACGGAUGAUGAUGAAGCCCGUUGGGAGAAUAUCGUGGAAGAGAUGGAGAGUGAGCCGAUGCCCAGGCGCAUGCCCUCCACCGCUGGAGGCGAUUCAGCUUACAGACUUGAGGAUAUACGCUCGCUCUCAUUCAAGGAGGUGAAAGCGCAUGCUAUCUUUUUCCUACUGGAAUUAGAAAAGCAAGGGAAGAUUACUCGGAACGAUGGUUUCCAAGGUAUACUCAAUGCUAUUGCCAGUGACGUCCGCAGCAAGCAUCGCAAACGCCUGCAACGUCAGCAGGAGAUGGAUAGCAUGAUGGAAGCAAUGAAGCAUCUCAGUGAACGGAAGAAAAACUUCCAAGAACAGAUCGAUAGUUAUCACGACUAUGUUGAGGCGGCUAUGGCGACAAUGCAGCGCGGGAAAGGGAAGAAACGCUUUGUUCUUCCGUUUACUAAGCAGUAUUUCCAUCUUCGUGAUCUUCAGAAAUCUGGGAAAAGCCCACAGUUCGGGUCCUUCAAAUACAGCGCAAAGGAACUAUACGAGAAAGGCAUCCUACUUUCCAUUGAUCAAUAUUCUCCUCGACAAUUCGAUAAGAUUGACCUUAUCAUAUCCUCUAACAAGGCUGGUAUCUUCACCAUCGAAUUAUUCAAUAGUUCACUAGGGCUUACGAAUCGUAUUGCGUCCGCGGACCUCCGAAUGGAAGACCUUUUGCAAUCCCAGUUCGAAAACCAAGCUUCACUGUCCCUGUUCAACGGCAUGGUGAAAGUCAAUCUCAGUCUAUUGUUAUAUCAGAUCAAUAAGAAGUUCUACGUUUGAUUUUCGUUCUCUCCAGCGCCUUCCACAAGUAACUGGACUUUUUUCCCCAGUCAUCGUGCUCUUUCGGUCUGUAUGCAUUUUUGUAGCCGUAAUUCGGCAUUUGUAUCGUUUUUCUCAACCUUCCGACCGUAAACGGUAUUCGAGUAGUCGUACAUGCAAACAUAUAUGACAUAUAUAUCUGCUAUUCAUGUAUUCAAAGCAAAGAAUCUAGCUUACACAAUACCAUACAGUACAUAAUGUUCCCGAGCUUCAAGCUCAUAUGGUGAAAAGGAAAU